Molecule: messenger RNA, 822 nt
Organism: Portunus trituberculatus (swimming crab)
Lineage: Eukaryota; Metazoa; Arthropoda; Malacostraca; Decapoda; Portunidae
Product: troponin C, isotype gamma-like
Exons: 6
Coding region: 124-576 (150 amino acids)
Molecular function (GO): calcium ion binding; enzyme regulator activity
Source: RefSeq, a predicted model, not a curated record
UAAAAAUAGUGAGAAAUAAAAGGGAGGAGGUUGGGAGCGGCGCGCCUCACACCAGUCCGGAGAAGCUCGGGGACACCAUCCUUACCACCACAACGCCAAAACACCACAACACCAUAACACAAGAUGGAUUCCCUUGAAGCUGAACAGAUCGAUGCGCUCCGUAAGGCUUUUGACUCCUUUGACACGGACAAGAAGGGCGCCAUCACCACAGAGACAGUGGGAACCAUUCUGAGAAUGAUGGGCGUCAAAAUCUCAGAGAAGAACCUACAGGAAGUUAUUGCAGAGACGGAUGUAGAUGGCUCCGGGGAGCUGGAGUUUGAGGAGUUUGUGGAGUUGGCAGCCAAGUUCCUGAUAGAAGAGGAUGAGGAGGCACUGAAGGAGGAGCUACGUGAGGCCUUUCGCAUCUACGACAAGGGAGGCGAUGGCUACAUCACCACCGACACACUGAGGGAGAUACUGAGGGAGCUGGAUAACAGACUCACCGAGGAGGACUUGGAUGGCAUUAUUGAGGAAGUGGACGAGGAUGGCUCCGGCACCCUGGAUUUUGAUGAGUUCAUGGAGAUGAUGUCUGGUUAACAUGCCUGCCAUCCACUCAAGCUGCUCAUUCCAACAUUGCACAAAUCAUCCCUGCAUAUUGUAUUACACCUGGCCACUCCUGGACACCCACCUGCCCAGUGCCCACCCACCACAUUGAGCUGUCCUGCCCACCACCCCACCACAACCCACACCACCCAUUCUCAACACCUCCUCCAUCCCAACACUCCUGUCUUAUUGUAUUCAGACAUUUACACCCUUACACAUACACAAAUAAUAAUAAUAAAA